Molecule: messenger RNA, 516 nt
Organism: Lathyrus sativus (Indian pea)
Lineage: Eukaryota; Viridiplantae; Streptophyta; Magnoliopsida; Fabales; Fabaceae
Source: the annotation of a GenBank genome assembly
AUGAGUAUAAGGUGUCCAAGAGUGUUAAAUCCAACUCAGCUUUCUCAGAUUAUAAGAACUCAAAAUAACCCUUUAAAGGCUUUGGAAAUUUUCAACAUAGCCAAAUCAAAAUACCCUAAAGAUUCCCACAAUGGUCCUGUUUAUGCCACCAUGAUCGCUAUCCUUGGAUCAUCAAGUAGACUCAAAGAGAUGAGUGAUUUGAUUGAGCAAAUGAAACAAGAUUCAUGUGAGUGCAAAGAUUCUGACUUUGUGUCCGCAAUUAAGACAUAUGCAAAACAAGGGCUAGUAGAUGAAGCAAUCUCUCUAUAUAAGAAUAUUCCUCAGUUUAAUUGUGUGAAUUGGACGCAAUCUUUCAAUACCCUUUUGGAGAUAAUGGUGAAUGAGGGUAAGCUUGAAGAUGCUCAUGGUCUUUUUGUUGAGAGUUCUUGUGGUUGGGAAGUGAAGUCUCGCGUUCGGGAGUUGAAUUUGCUUAUGUAUGCUUUGUGUCGGAAGAGUCGAUCGGAUUCGGCGUUGUAG